Ciona intestinalis (vase tunicate) is the source of this 1967-nucleotide messenger RNA. RefSeq lists its product as uncharacterized. The record is from RefSeq and is a predicted model, not a curated record. Lineage: Eukaryota; Metazoa; Chordata; Ascidiacea; Phlebobranchia; Cionidae.
AUUUUGGGUUAUAAUAUGGCAGCUUUACAAGGGUAGAAUCUGCUUUAUAUUCGAAUGGCUGACCAGUUAUGAGUAGAUCGAUUCGUUAGCUAUGUAUAUGCGCAGAAUGCUGAGGUGUACAAGAAGUCAGAAAAGUUUGUUAUCUUGGGUCGUCACCCUGCUGUUUACAAGUUACAUUUGCUUCAAUGUCUAUUCGUCGUAUAGUGUGUCAGUGAAUGAAAACACGAACAAUUAUAAUCAACGGAAAGUGCCUGAAAAGUGGAGGAAGCGUCCGUUGCUUUACAAGGAAGGGGCAACAAUAAAAAAGUCGUCGUAUUUGCAACAAGGUGUCGUAUCCAAGAUUUAUAAUGGUCAACAUAAAAACUUGUUACAAAGAGAAAAGGACGACGAACAAGCAAAAGCGUUACGAACCAACAAGCUCGAUGAAUGGGACGAGGAAGAAUGGCAAACUGUAGAGAACGUACCAGCAGUGACCAACAUUAAUACAAAUACAUUAAAACCCAUAAUAUCAGAUCUUGGUGAAAACGUAUACGAAGAAAAAGAAAUCGUUUCAAUUCUUCAGAAUUUAAGAGGAGGAUCAACAAAGUCUCCGAUUUCUGAUUUCCAGAAAAUUCGAGUUCACGUCAGUGAUGAACUUGGCGAACACUAUUUGAGUUUUAAAGAAUAUAAAAAGUGGAAGUUCCAAAAGUUUGUAAAAGAAAUAGCGAAUCCUGUUCCUAAGAGUGAACAACCGCCACAGAUUUUUCCAUACGAUAAUGAUAUUCCACGUCCAAAUCCUCAUAUGCUGAUCAAAGACAUGAGCAUCGUUAUCGACGAUGUUGGUAUCAGCACAGAAACACGAAACGACAGAUUACGUCGCUUAGCACUCGGUGAUGAAGACUCAAAUAAGUUACCUGACGUUCAAGCAGUUAUCCAGCAAUCCACAACAAGUCAACUGAAAAUACCUAAUCUCAUUCACUUUAUAUGGUUUGGGUGUCGACGUUUUAAAGUGCAUAACUAUAUAAGCAUUUUCAGUGCAUAUGAAUACCAAGAACCAGAUUUAAUAUUAUUUCACACAAAUUGUGAACCGAAUGGAACUUACUGGGAAGCACUCAAACAAACAAUUGAUUCCAAGUUGAGGAUUGUGAAACGAUCACCCCCAACUACAAUAUGGGGUCACCCUGUACAAAAAGUUGAACACCAGUCUGACGUUGCAAGAUUGGAGAUCUUACUUGAAACUGGAGGAAUAUACAUGGACGAUGACGUAGUUGUGCUGAAAUCACUUGAUUCAUUAAGAAAUAAUGAAAUGGUUCUUGGUGAAGAGAAUUAUGAUGCUCUAGCUAACAGCAUCAUCAUGGCCAGUCCUAAUUCAUGGUUCCUCAAAAAAUGGUUUACAUACUACAAAGAUUUCAAUGACACAAAGUGGAGUGAGAGUUCUUGUUUUGUACCCUGGUCAUUGUGGCAUCUUUUUCCUUCAACAAUAAAUGUGGUGAAAGAACGGAUGUUGCGGCCAAACUGGGAAGAAAUUAAAUUUCUUUAUCAUGAACUGUGGGAUUGGAGAGACAACUACACAGUGCAUUUGUAUUCAAGAUUCAUGGUUAACGUGGAUGGAACUCCAGAAAGAUCAUUGCAAGAGCUAUCUGUUCUAAACACAACUUAUGGUGAAAUUGCCCGUUAUGUUUUAUGGAAAGAUCCCAAAAUAAGAGACAUAACUGAGUGGAUGGUGUGAAUUUGCAAAGAUUAUUUAAAAAUCUCGCUACCUUGAAAAAAGGGGGAAUGCAAAACAACAUAUUUCAUAUUUAUUUGUUAUUGAAAUUAUUACCAAGAGGCAUAUUAUCUAAAUGUACUCUAAAUUGAAUAUGUUGGUUAUCUGAAAGAUACAUCCAAGUGGUAGAUAAGACGUAAUCUGGUAAACUACAUUAAUCAUGCCUUCAAAGAUACGUGCCGCCUGUAUUUUAUUGAACACACAAUAAACGUUCUACCAAGUA